AUGGCUGGACCCUUAUUGGGCAUCUACUUCUCCAUCUGUAUUCCCCUGACAGCCGCAACCUUCGCCCUCGUUUUUCGAUUUUUGGCACGGCGAAUUUCAAAGUGUCAUCUGUGGUUCGAUGACUACUUCGCGUUGCUUUCAUACAUCUUUGGCUGGGGAUAUCUCGUAACAGUCCUCAUUCUAUUAACACAUUUCAGUCUCGGCAAAGCUCCUAAACUGAUGGACCCCGAUCAGGUCGAGGAGGUACUCACGAAGGUACGAAAGUUGAUAUGGGUGAAUGAACUCAUGUACGCGUCCACAAUCGCGUUUUCUAAGCUCUCCUUCAUCUCCUUGUACUGGCGCAUCUUCAAAUUCACCGUCAUUCGCAUACCGAUCCGUCUCCUACUUGUUGCCUGUUCCGCUUGGUUCAUUAUCCGAACCUUCGCUAUCCUGUUUCAGUGCUGGCCAGUAUCAUACAUCUGGGACAAGACUAUCAAAGGCGGCACAUGUAAACUCAACAUAAGCAGAUUCCUUUUUGGCACAGUCCUCACUCAUUGCCUCAUGGACAUCACCAUCCUCGUUCUACCGGUGUUUCCCGUGGUGAAGAUGCAUCUCUCAUGGCAGCAAAAGGUGGGAAUCAUCGGACUAUUUGCCUCUGGAAUAAUAGUUGUGUCCUGCUCUGUACUUGUCUUGAUACAGGUUAUCAUGUACAAGCCCCUAGACGCUAGUUACACUCUCAAGCUUGUGAAUUUUAUUGUAUGGGGCAAUGCGGAGGCUGCUUACCUAUACUGCGUCCAGUAUUUCGCAGAAUUGUUCCCAGAAAGAGACGAAGCUCACCCUCUGAACUGGAGCUACGCGAGCGUGAUGUUAGAGCUUCUCAAAUGA
Molecule: messenger RNA, 864 nt
Organism: Clonostachys byssicola
Lineage: Eukaryota; Fungi; Ascomycota; Sordariomycetes; Hypocreales; Bionectriaceae
Source: the annotation of a GenBank genome assembly